AUGGCGAGCAUGACCUCGAUGCCGGUGCCGGCGAGGGAGCUCACCGUCCACUCGUCGGCGUCGAAGAGCUUCACCUUCUUGAUCCCGUUGGCCUUGAGCAUCUUCACCACGUCCGCGGGCAGCAUCGGGUGGGACAUCAUCGUCCCCCAGUUCAUGCCGACUACCCCCUCCCCCGGCUCUGCCGCCACCGCCAGGAUCACCGCCGUCGCACAGUAG
Messenger RNA from Spirodela intermedia, 216 nucleotides. The record is from the annotation of a GenBank genome assembly. NCBI's taxonomy places the organism in Eukaryota, Viridiplantae, Streptophyta, Magnoliopsida, Alismatales, Araceae.